This is a messenger RNA of Musa acuminata AAA Group (dessert banana), 6093 nucleotides long. Its product is annotated as protein CHROMATIN REMODELING 5-like. Gene Ontology annotation, biological process: nucleosome organization; regulation of transcription by RNA polymerase II. Lineage: Eukaryota; Viridiplantae; Streptophyta; Magnoliopsida; Zingiberales; Musaceae. The transcript has 31 exons. Gene Ontology annotation, molecular function: histone binding; chromatin binding; DNA binding. The coding region runs from base 455 to 5650 and encodes 1731 amino acids. Gene Ontology annotation, cellular component: chromatin; nucleus. The record is from RefSeq and is a predicted model, not a curated record.
UCGAUCUCUUAAUCGUCUCUCUUGCCCUCUCUCUUUCUCUCUCUCUCUCUCUCUCUCUCUCUCUUGUGUGGGAAGCGUCCGACCGCGAAGACAAACCUCCCACCGCCGCCCGAAAUCGCCCGAUAUAUCGCCUAAUCCCGCUACCGAUUCGCCUCUCCUCCGCCGCCUCCCCUAGCCCUCCUCUUCUCCCCCCCUUUCUUUUUUCCCCUUUUAUUUGGUGGAAAAAGGGUGAUUAAGAUUAAAAAAAAUCGAAUAAUUGGGGGUAAAAAUCAUCCGUUCUCUCGUUCCGUCUCUCUAUCCUCAACCGGUUUCGACCGCCGCCCUCCGGCGCACGAUGCUAGCCUGCGCCGCCGGCCGUCCUCUAUAAAUGCCCUUAUCCCACCGAACCACCUCGAUCUCGUGCCGUCGGGUCCCGAGUACGUUUUUGCGUGGAAGAAUCUCUAUGUCAGGGUAAAUGGCAUUCUUCAGGAACUAUAAUAGCAAAAUAAAUUCUGGACACAACCUUGAUGAGAAGGUAGAGGAGGAUAGACCAGCUGAAGACUAUAAUUCUGUAGGGAAUAGAAAUGUGGAUGUCAAUGUCAACUAUAAUGACGCUGACAUGACAGGAGAUGCUAAUCAGAAUGAGGAAGAACAAUUUAAUACUGGCAGACUGCAAAUUGACAACUCUGAAGGAGAUGCAAGUGGGAAGCUUGGAAAGAGAGCAGCUCCUACCGGUGCAUGGGGCUCAAAAUUUUGGAAGGUCUGCCAACCAAUGUCUGAUUCUGGGGAUGCAGAGUAUGAUCAUAAUGAUUUAGGUGAGGAUGCUGGAGAUAAUUAUUCGGAAGAUUCGAAUGGGCAGAAAGAUAGGAGACAGUCCCAAAGAGAACAUGUAGAAGUACCAGCAGAGGAAAUGCUCUCUGAUGAUUACUAUGAGCAGGAUGGCGAGGAACAAAGUGACUCCCUACAUGGCAGCGGACCGAGCCAUCUAAAUGUAGCUGGUUCCAGGUUACUAACACAACCAGUUUCUGUCAGUAAGAGCAUCGCAAAAGGUGCCAAAGUGGCGAGGCACGAAGAAUACAAUGAUGAUGGUGAUGAUGAUGACGAUUAUGAUGAAGAUGAUGAGGAAGAAGAAGACGAUCCAGAUGAUGCUGAUUUUGAGCCAGAGUCUAGUGAUACAGGCAAGGGCAGAAAAAGCAAGGAAAAAGCAUCAGACAGUGAUGAUUUUGAUGACGACAAUGAAGAUGACAUUGAUCUCUCUGAGGAAGAUGAUAAUGAUUAUUUUGAUAAUCGACGAAGACGAAUGCCACGUAAAGUUGGACAAAGUUUGAAACAGAAAGACACUAAACCUUCUGUAAAUAUACGACGAAAAAGAGGCAGAACUUUUUCAGAUGAAGAAUAUCAUUCAUCAGGAAAUGACUUAGAAGAAGAUAGUGAAGAAGACCUCAGUCGUAAGGCAAGGAGUUCAUCUCAGUCACGCAAGAGAGGUGGGGGCAACUCUACCAUGACUGCAAAUACCAAUCUUAUCAGCAGUGAACUUCGGACGUCUGGUAGGUUGGUAAAAAAAGUUUCUUAUGCUGAAAGUGAAGAAAGCGAGGAUGUUGACGAGGAGAAAUCAAACAAAUUUCAAAAGGAGGAUGCUGAGGAAGAUGAUGGUGAUUCAAUUGAAAAGGUGCUUUGGCACCAGCCCAAAGGUACGGCUGAAGAUGCUAUGAGGGACAACAGAUCAACCCAACCUGUUGUAUUUAGUAGUAUUUCAGACUCCGAACCUGUUUGGGAUGAUGUUGAGUUUUAUGUAAAAUGGAAAGGACAAUCAUAUCUUCACUGUGAAUGGAAAUCAUUUGCCGAUCUCCAAAAUCUUAGUGGAUUCAAGAAGGUACUUAACUACAUAAAAAGGGCAACGGAGGAAAGACGACACAAAAAGGCCUUGUCACGUGAGGAGAUUGAAGUUCAUGAUGUUAGUAAGGAAAUGGAGUUAGACCUUCUCAAGCAAUACAGCCAGGUAGAAAGGAUAUUUGCAGAUAGGAUCAGUAAAAUUGGUGGUGAUGAUGUGGUACCAGAGUAUUUGGUCAAGUGGCAAGGACUUUCUUAUGCUGAAGCAACUUGGGAAAAGGAUACUGAUAUUGCUUUUGCUCAGGAUGCAAUUGAUGAAUACAAGGUUCGUGAAGCUGCCACAACUGUACAAGGAAAAACGGUCGAUUUUCAGCGGAAGAAUAGCAAAGCUAGUCUGCGAAGGCUUGAUGAACAGCCUGAAUGGCUGAAGGGGGGCAAACUUCGUGAUUAUCAGCUUGAGGGAUUGAAUUUCCUGGUUAACAGUUGGAGAAAUGAUACAAAUGUUAUUUUAGCUGAUGAAAUGGGCCUUGGUAAAACUGUCCAGUCAGUUUCUAUGUUAGGAUUUCUACAGAAUGCUCAACAGAUACAAGGGCCUUUUCUUGUUGUUGUACCUCUCUCAACACUAUCAAACUGGGCACGAGAAUUUAAAAAAUGGCUUCCUGAAAUGAAUAUUGUUGUGUAUGUUGGAAAUCGUGCUAGCAGAGAGGUUUGUCAACAAUUUGAGUUUUACACAAAUAGAAAGAGUGGCAGAAAUAUCAAGUUUGACACAUUGUUAACUACAUAUGAAGUGAUAUUAAAAGAUAAGGUGGUAUUAUCUAAAAUUAGAUGGAACUACCUUAUGGUUGACGAGGCGCACAGACUAAAAAAUAGUGAAGCAUCAUUAUACACUACUCUCCUGGAAUUCAACACCAAAAACAAACUCCUUAUUACUGGUACACCACUGCAGAACAGUGUCGAGGAAUUAUGGUCCCUUCUGCAUUUUCUUGAUCCCGAAAAAUUUAUUAACAAGGAUGAUUUUGUUGAGAAAUACAAAAAUCUGAGCUCCUUCAAUGAAAUUCAGCUUGCCAAUCUCCAUAAGGAAUUGAGGCCACACAUUCUUCGAAGAAUCAUAAAAGAUGUGGAGAAGUCCUUACCUCCAAAAAUUGAACGCAUUCUUAGGGUGGAAAUGUCUCCUCUUCAGAAGCAGUACUAUAAGUGGAUUUUGGAGCGUAAUUUUCACAAUCUAAACAAAGGAGUUCGUGGAAAUCAGGUUUCACUUUUAAAUAUUGUUGUUGAGUUGAAGAAAUGCUGCAACCAUCCUUUCUUGUUCGAGAGUGCUGAUCAUGGUUAUGGUGGAGAUAAUGGCACUAGUGAUAUUAAUAAAGUUGAGCGAAUAGUUAUGAGCAGCGGGAAAUUAGUAAUUCUUGACAAACUACUUAUUAGGUUGAGAGAGACAAAUCAUCGUGUAUUAAUAUUCUCACAGAUGGUUAGAAUGUUGGACAUACUUGCCGAGUAUUUAUCUUUUAGGGGAUUCCAAUUUCAGAGGCUUGAUGGUAGUACGAGAGCUGAUCUUCGUCACCAGGCCAUGGAACACUUCAAUGCGCCUGGAAGUGAUGAUUUCUGUUUCCUCUUGUCAACUCGUGCUGGUGGACUAGGAAUUAAUCUUGCAACUGCAGAUACUGUCAUUAUAUUCGAUUCGGACUGGAACCCACAAAAUGAUUUACAGGCAAUGAGCAGAGCGCAUAGGAUAGGGCAACAAGAAGUAGUAAAUAUUUAUCGAUUCGUUACCAGCAGAAGUGUUGAAGAGGACAUAUUAGAGCGUGCCAAGAAGAAGAUGGUUUUGGAUCACCUGGUAAUCCAGAAGUUAAAUGCUGAGGGCAGGCUUGAAAAGAAAGAAACAAAGAAAGGAAGCUCUAUGUUUGACAAGCGUGAACUUUCUGCAAUUUUGAGGUUUGGAGCUGAGGAGUUGUUCAAGGAAGAAAAAGAUGAUGAAGAUAACAAGCGACUGGAAACCAUGGAUAUUGAUGAAAUUCUUGAAAGAGCUGAAAAGGUUGAAUCCAAGGAGCCUGAUGGAGAGGAAGGGAAUGAAUUACUAAGUGCUUUCAAGGUUGCCAAUUUCUGCAGUGCUGAAGAUGAUGCAACCUUUUGGAGUCGUUUGAUUCAACCAGAAGCACAAGAUCAAGUUGAUGCAGCCUUGGCACCUCGUGCUGCAAGAAACAUCAAAAGCUAUGCUGAGCAUGAACAACCUGAGAAAAGCACGAAGAGUAAAAAGAGUGUGGUUGAUUCUCGAGAAAAGACACAGAAGCGUUCCAGCAAAGCUGCAGAUGCUCUGGUCCAUUCUCUACCAAUAAUCGAGGGGGCUGCAGCUCAAGUAAGGGAAUGGUCUUUUGGUGGUUUGCCGAAGAAAGAUGCUUCACAUUUCGUCCGAGCGGUAAAAAGAUUUGGAAAUCCACGUCAAAUUGACCUCAUUGUGGCUGAGGUUGGUGGUGUAGUUGAAGCAGCUCUUCCAGAGGCCCAGAUUGAGCUAUUUGAUUUAUUGAUCGAUGGUUGUAGGGAAGCAGUCAGUGGAGGAAACAUAGAUGCUAAGGGAACUCUCUUAGAUUUUUUUGGUGUAUCUGUAAAGGCCCAUGAAUUUUUAAAUCGUGUUGAAGAGCUUCAGCUUCUAGCAAAGCGCAUUGGACGAUAUAAAGAUCCUGUUUCUCAAUUCCGUCUGGUAACACAACAUAAAAGUCCACAAUGGUCUAAAAGCUGUGGUUGGAAUUCAGUUGAUGACGCGAGAUUGCUGCUUGGGAUAUAUUAUCAUGGAUAUGGCAAUUGGGAAAAGAUAAGAUUAGAUCCUAGUCUUGGUCUAACAAAGAAAAUUGCUCCAAUAACUCUUGGGGAACGGGAAACAUUUUUACCUCGUGCUCCUAACUUAGACAAUCGUGCUAGUGCUCUUCUGCAGAAGGAGUUUGCAAGCAUUAAUGGUAAGACCAAAGUUAAAGGUUCUCGCAAGGUUGUCAAUGAAGGGGAAAAUGUAUCAAAAUUUUCUGGCAGUCGAGUAAGAGAUGUGAACAUGAAAGCUGGUUUGUCAAAACUGAAUUCCAGAGAAAAAGAUCGUUUCCAGAAGCUUAAAGUAGAACCUCAGGUUAAAGAGGAAGGUGAAAUAUCAGAUUCUGAGCAGGAAAGAUAUCAAAAGCUAAAGGAGGAGAAGUGGAUGGAAUGGUGUGCAGAUGUCAUGGAAGAGGAGGAGCAAACAUUAAAGCGCCUACAAAGGUUGCAGACUACCAGUAUAGAUCUUCCCAAAGAGAAGGUUCUUUUGCGAAUUAGAAGGUACCUCCAACUUAUUGGAAGAAAGAUUGACAAUAUUGUACAGCAACAUGAAGUAUCAUAUAAGCAAUCCCGAAUGACAAUGAGAUUAUGGAAUUACGUCUCCACCUUUUCCAAUUUGACUGGAGAGAGGUUACAUGAAAUCUAUUCAAAACUCAAAGAGGAGCAAAAUGAUGCUGGAGUUGGACCUUCGUACAUUAACAGUUAUGGAACCCUCAACAGUAACCAGUUCCCUACUUUGAAUAAUGAUCUACAAAGAAGGCAAAGACCUUACCAGCAUUCAUCCCAACCCUCAGAAGCAUUUCACCGGAAUCAAUCCACAGGAAAAUCAGAAGCUUGGAAACGCAGGAAAAGAUCUGAAAUGGAUAACCAACUUCUAAUCCACAGUCAUUGUCAGCCAGAUAUGAUGAGCAAUGGCGUUCGUCUAAAUGAGCAGACAAAUUCUGCAGGGAUUUUGGGUAAGGGUCCAGUAGAAAUGAGGAGGUAUCCAAAUGAUAGACCUAAUAGAGCACAUCCUGGCCGUUUUCCUCCAGGACAAGGUCACAUGUCAUAGCUCAAAUAGUACAUCCCUGUGUCGGAGCUGCUAUCAGCAAGUGGAAUGCCAUGUUGCCAUUUACUUGAACAUUUUUUUUUCCCGAGGGAAUAAAGGUCGCCUAUCCCAUUGGAGAAAGUGAUGCUGCAAAGUCCUGAGCCGCGACCUGAAGCUGCUGCUCGAUGAGCAAUGAAUGAUGAUGACCAUGUAAUACAUAUCCGCUACCCUGAAGUUGCAGUGCUAACGCAAAGCCAAAGUAGGUUCUGCAAGAAUUUUGAUGCAUUGAGUUUGGUAAUUCGUAAAUAGGUAGAGAUUUUUGGUGAUGGAGAAGAGCCGAGAGAGUCAGCUUCACAUCAACAAAAACGUCAAUACAUGUAGAAACUGCUUUUACAUCAAAAUGUACUAGAAACCUUUGAUAAUUUAAAAUUUAGUUGACACAUGGUCUUUCCAACCUUUAUGCUGUA